CCAGCAUUCUUACCCUGAGACUCCAGAUCCUUUUUACUGUUAUGUAACUUAGCUGAUCUUAAUCUUCCUAAACAGCAAAAUUACAGAAAAUGAAUAAUUCCCGUUUGCAGUUCAGUUUCCUCUGCAUUUACAUGCUAUGUGCUGCUGGCAUAAUUACCUUUGCAGAUGGCUGGUGGGAUACCACAGGAAAUGAAUUCAUCACUACAUUUAUGCAAAAUUAUAAAGCAUCAUAUGGCCCAGCAUCCUUCCAGCUCAUGAUCAGAGCCUCAGAAUCUUCAGCAUUUGCUAGUGUCAAAGUAUACAACACAGAUUUUGAAGUUAUCCUAUCACUGCAACAGUAUCAGACAAUGAAUGUCCAAAUUCCUGCCUCAGCGGAGCUCUCUGGUUCUAGUAAUUUUAAUUCCAAAACUGUUGUAAUUACUUCUACUCAGCCUGUCAGUGUAUUUUCCAUCAACUACAAGCCUUACACAGCAGAUUCUUCAGUUAUUUUCCCAUUGCAGGUUCUUGGCACUGAAUACUAUGUAUUCACCCCUCUUGGACGUUAUGGUUCUCCACAGUUUGCUGUUACUAACAGUAAUCACACUAAUAAUGUCUUGAUUACCCUGACAGGCUCAGUCACUUACAAUGGAAAUUAUUAUCAAUCUGGAGACACUAUCAGUUUGAAUCUGUCUCCUUUUGAAACAGUUCAACUGCAAAGUGCUGCCAGUUUGAGUGGUACGAGAAUUCAGUCUCAGUAUCCAGUUGCUGUUUUAUCUGGAAAUAACUGUUACACUUACCACACAUACUGUGACAUUGUAUUUGAACAGCUACUUCCUGUUAAAGAAUGGGGUACAGAAUCUGUUAUAAGUUCUCUACCAGGGAGAAACUUUGAAGACACGAUCACCAUAAUUGCUUCUCAAACAACGGAUAUAUUUACUAACAGUGGAGAUAAAAGUAACAAAAUAGUCCUACAUGAAGGGGGCAUUUUAUCACUUAGUCUUCCCCCGACUUCCUUCCUAGAGAUAAAUGCAACAAAUGGUAUAAUGGUAAUAUUUACAUUCACAGGAGGGAUGCUUUAUAACAUAGAAUCUGACCCAUUCAUAAUGAAUGUCAUUCCACUUGAAAUUUUUUCUGAUUCAUAUAUUUUACAUACACAAAACAACUUUGCAAACUUCAUCCAUAUUAUAGCUAAAGAAUCAGUAAAACAUGAUAUUCUGCUUGAUGAUCAGCCUUUGCCAAAUGACCUAAUAUGGAAUAGUAUCAGUACGACGGAAUAUGUCUGGGCAGAUAUUCCUAUAGAGGGAACAAGUACAGCUCAUACUGUCAAAAACUGUUCAGCCUGCGGAGUCUAUAUAUGUGGAGCUGAGUAUGGUAUCAGCCUUGGAACAAUUGCAUUACCAGUAAAAAUUGUUAAUCCUGUUGAAAACCUGAAAGCCAGCGUCUUCAAAGGAGCGUCUGUUAAUGUCACAUGGUCAUCACCGACUAAAGGAGAAGUGGGUUACUACUAUGUACAGCUGAUUGGGAGUCCAUCACAGAAUGCGAUAGUUACCAAAGAGAAUGCUGUUUUUACAGGACUCAUGCCGCCAAACACCUACACUGUCAUUGUCGAAGCUGUAGACAAAUACAAAAUCACCAAAAGUAUACCAAAAUCCACAACAUUUUUCUGUUCUAUACCUACUAACUGGUGCUUAUCUAGGCCCUCAAAAAAGUGUUGCCCCAAAGCUGAUACGUCCUGCAGAUCAAUAGACAGAAAAUGUUUUUGUGAUGAAAAAUGCAAGGUUUAUGGUAACUGCUGUGAUGAUUACAGCAUGCUAUGCAAGGGGACUCCUUGAUAAUUUGGAAAGAUGAAGAUCAGCAUGAAAACCUGGAUGCAAGUCUUGCGAUACCUAAAGAUUUAGUAAAGAUAUUAACAAAAUUAUGUAGUACUGUACGUCUAGAGAAUUAAUCACUUCAUACUAUAUAAUAUUAGUUAUGUAGUAUGAGAAACAGCAUAUGAUUCAUUUUGAUUGCUCAUAAAAAGAGUUUCUUGCCUUCCUAUAUUAUCCUAAUUAUGAAUGUCUAUAAUACUGCAAGUUUAUGUUGAACUUAUCUCCUUAAUUAGAGUGUUCUGUAUACUGGAAAGUUGGAUCUAACACCUAAGACAAACAGAGAAAGAAAGUGAUCUUAAAUGUGUCCAUUCUUCUUAUUUCAUAUAUUGCAGGGGCUCUUUUCAAUUAAUUUCAUUUAAUUGAUUCAUAGCCAUAUAAAAUAUCAGAUUUACCCAAAGACACAGAAAGGUACAUGGCAUUCCAAAGAUACAAAGUUUUCAGUCUGCACUACUUUGAUGAAAGAUACAGAGUCAGAAACAGAAGGAAACAUAGGAUGCAUAACUUUUUGUAUGGCUAAACCCAUGCACUCAAUCAGUACCCAUUCUUAAUAUAACUAACAGUAUACUUAGGUUAGCACCACUCAGUAACACACAUACCGUGCUACCUAUUACACUGGCUAGUAGAGUGGAAGUGUUAUAACUACUGGUCAUAUAUUUGGACA
Molecule: messenger RNA, 2508 nt
Organism: Protopterus annectens (West African lungfish)
Lineage: Eukaryota; Metazoa; Chordata; Ceratodontiformes; Protopteridae
Product: IgGFc-binding protein-like
Exons: 5
Coding region: 90-1811 (573 amino acids)
Molecular function (GO): protein binding
Source: RefSeq, a predicted model, not a curated record